This is a messenger RNA of Sciurus carolinensis (gray squirrel), 2919 nucleotides long. RefSeq names its product nuclear factor I B (gene Nfib). The transcript is spliced from 12 exons. Bases 1149 to 2861 code for a protein of 570 amino acids. Lineage: Eukaryota; Metazoa; Chordata; Mammalia; Rodentia; Sciuridae. Gene Ontology annotation, molecular function: DNA-binding transcription factor activity, RNA polymerase II-specific; RNA polymerase II cis-regulatory region sequence-specific DNA binding. The record is from RefSeq and is a predicted model, not a curated record. Gene Ontology annotation, biological process: regulation of transcription by RNA polymerase II. Gene Ontology annotation, cellular component: nucleus.
UGUGUAAUUAAAUAAUAAAACAAUCCUUAAGUCUGAUUUGGAGAGAGCUCGAGCGGGGUCCAGAGGGUGGAACCGGUGAAUUUUUCAACUUCCAAGUUUUGCAACGAGAGAAAGCAAGAGAGGGAGGGGAAAAAAAGAGCCCAGAGCAGGAAAGAGAGGAGUUUGGAGCCGAGCGGGAGAGCGGGAUUUAUCGUUUGGGAUUUUUCUGGAGAUCGUUUCGAUCCUCCUGGGCUGUGGGCAGCAGCAGCAGCAGCAGCAGCAGCAGCACCAGCAGCAGCCGCCUCCUCGCUCGGCCGGGUCAGACGUGGGGCGAGGCGGGCGGGCCGGCCGGCGGGCGGGCACUGAGGAGCCGGCGCGGGCGGCGGCGGCUGCAGCCGGGGACCGCGCGCCGCAAGACUCUUCCGCCCGGGAGAUCUGCGCUCGCGCCCCCUCCCUCACCCCAGCCUCUCCCUUCUCCCCCACCCACCCCGCCCCCACCCGGCCCUCUCCCGCGCGCGCCCCGCCACCCGCGCGCACUCGCUCACGCUCCCCCUCGCGCACACACAUGGUCGGCUCGCGGCAAAGUUUAGCCUGCGAUCACCACUCCGCGAUCCUGCCGCAGUGUUCGGGGCUGUAACCUUGAACUUUCCCAGCGCGGUGACACAUUCUCCUCGCUCUCCCUGCCGCCCGCCCUCCUGCGCCCCCCUCCCCGCCUUUUUUAAAAAAGCAUUUCACCAUCAACCAUCACCCCAAUCCAACCCACACCGAACCUUCACGCACCCCCAAGCCCCCAACAACAACAACAACAACAACAACAACUGCAAAACAGAAAACAAAUCCCCAAACCCAGGCGAAAAGCAGCUAACACCAGCGGCGGCGGCGGCGGCGGCGGCGGCCUCGGCGAGCACGGCCAGCGCGCUCGGACUGCAAGAGGGUUAAAAGUGUAGAUUGGAUUUCACCCCGGGAAAUCUAGCACGCCGAGUGAACUUGAAUCUUUGGCUAUUUAAGGAGGACUGGGUUUGUUGUGAAGUUGCGGUGAUCCAGCGCAGAGCCCCGUCCUGAUUGAUCGCAUCGCGGGGCUCAGAUGACUGUAAAAUGAAUAGAUGAAAUUCUUGCUUCUCGAAGAUUUUCUUGGGCAUCUCCGGGAAAGUGCGUUUUAAGGCGAAGUCAUGAUGUAUUCUCCCAUCUGUCUCACUCAGGAUGAAUUUCACCCAUUCAUCGAGGCACUUCUUCCACAUGUCCGUGCAAUCGCCUAUACUUGGUUCAACCUGCAGGCUCGAAAACGCAAGUACUUUAAAAAGCAUGAGAAGCGAAUGUCAAAGGAUGAAGAAAGAGCAGUCAAAGAUGAGCUUCUCAGUGAAAAGCCUGAAAUCAAACAGAAGUGGGCAUCCAGGCUCCUGGCCAAACUACGCAAAGAUAUCCGCCAGGAGUACCGAGAGGACUUUGUGCUCACCGUGACUGGCAAGAAGCACCCGUGCUGUGUCUUAUCCAAUCCUGACCAGAAGGGUAAGAUUAGGAGAAUCGACUGCCUGCGACAGGCAGACAAAGUCUGGCGUCUGGAUCUAGUCAUGGUGAUCCUGUUCAAAGGCAUCCCUUUGGAAAGUACCGAUGGAGAGCGGCUCAUGAAAUCCCCACAUUGCACAAACCCAGCACUUUGUGUCCAGCCACAUCAUAUCACAGUAUCAGUUAAGGAGCUUGAUUUGUUUUUGGCAUACUACGUGCAGGAGCAAGAUUCUGGACAAUCAGGAAGUCCAAGCCACAAUGAUCCUGCCAAGAAUCCUCCAGGAUACCUUGAGGAUAGUUUUGUAAAAUCUGGAGUCUUCAAUGUAUCAGAACUUGUGAGGGUAUCCAGAACACCCAUAACCCAGGGAACUGGAGUCAACUUCCCAAUUGGAGAAAUCCCGAGCCAACCGUACUAUCAUGACAUGAACUCCGGGGUUAAUCUUCAGAGGUCGCUGUCUUCUCCACCAAGCAGCAAAAGACCCAAAACUAUAUCCAUAGAUGAAAAUAUGGAACCAAGUCCUACAGGAGACUUUUACCCCUCUCCAAAUUCACCAGCUGCUGGAAGUCGAACAUGGCAUGAAAGAGAUCAAGAUAUGUCUUCUCCAACUACUAUGAAGAAACCUGAAAAGCCAUUGUUCAGCUCUACAUCUCCCCAGGAUUCUUCCCCAAGAUUGAGCACUUUCCCCCAGCACCACCAUCCCGGAAUACCUGGAGUUGCACACAGUGUCAUCUCAACUCGAACUCCACCUCCACCCUCACCGUUGCCAUUUCCAACACAAGCUAUCCUUCCUCCAGCCCCAUCGAGCUACUUCUCCCAUCCAACAAUCAGAUAUCCUCCCCACCUGAAUCCUCAGGAUACUCUGAAGAACUAUGUACCUUCUUAUGACCCAUCCAGUCCGCAAACCAGCCAGCCUAACAGCAGUGGUCAAGUAGUAGGGAAAGUGCCUGGCCAUUUCACUCCUGUCUUGGCACCCUCUCCCCAUCCCAGUGCAGUGCGACCUGUGACCCUGACCAUGACAGAUACUAAACCCAUCACUACAUCCACUGAAGGUGAGGCAGCUUCACCUACAGCGACCACCUACACAGCCUCAGGCACAUCUCAAGCCAAUCGAUAUGUGGGACUAAGCCCAAGAGACCCAUCCUUCCUACAUCAGCAACAGCUGAGGAUUUGUGACUGGACCAUGAAUCAAAACGGCAGGCAUUUAUACCCCAGUACCAGUGAGGAUACAUUGGGAAUUACUUGGCAAAGUCCUGGUACCUGGGCUAGCUUGGUUCCUUUCCAAGUGUCAAAUAGGACACCCAUCCUUCCGGCAAAUGUCCAAAAUUAUGGUUUGAACAUAAUUGGAGAACCUUUCCUUCAAGCAGAAACAAGCAACUGAGGGAAAAAGAAAUAACAACAAUAGUUUAAGAAAUUAAAAAAAAAAAAAAAAAAAAAAA